CUGCCCCCACUUGUCGGUUUGUUUGCAAUGUCAAUCAGCACUAUAUAUUAGCAAAAAAUGCAGGUAGGCGAGGCCACAGUAUUUAUUUACAUUUGGAGGAGUAUCCCUACCUACACUUGAGUUUCAUUUCCUAGCCUUCUCUUUUUCUCAGUUUGUGGUAUAGGGACAAUGAAUCUUGGGUGGUGGUGGAGGCUUUUUGCAGGUGCCUUAGCUGGAUUUCUCUUCUUUCAUGGCUUUGCUGCCACCGAAACAGCUCCGAACUACUCGUUCAUGUACGAUGCAACAUCAGCUUCAACAUUAUCAUAUUACGACUACAUCAUUGUCGGUGGUGGCACCGCCGGAUGUCCAUUAGCUGCCACAUUAUCUCAAAACGCCACCGUCUUGCUCCUUGAACGUGGUGGCUCCCCUUAUGGUAACCCCAACAUAACUAAAAUGGCAAGCUUUGGUGCUGCCCUCUCUGACCUUUCCCAGUCAUCCCCAUCACAGCGGUUCAUCUCCGAAGAUGGCGUAAUUAAUGCACGUGCACGGGUGUUGGGUGGCGGAAGUUGUAUCAAUGCAGGAUUUUACACACGCGCCAGCGAUGAAUAUAUCAAGCAAGCGGGUUGGGAUGGACGAUUAGUGAAGGAGUCGUAUCAAUGGAUGGAAAAAUCAGUGGCAUUUGAGCCAUCACUGGGGCAAUGGCAGUCAGCUGUAAGGGAUGGUCUGCUGGAGGCUGGGGUGAUGCCAUCCAAUGGGUUUACUUAUGACCAUAUUUAUGGGACCAAAGUGGGUGGAACAAUCUUCGAUCAACAAGGGAAUAGACACACGGCAGCUGAUUUAUUGGAGUAUGCUAACCCCAGCGGGCUCACCGUCUUUUUGCAUGCUUCUGUGCACAAAAUCUUGUUUGCAAUUAAAGUUUCAAUGGCAGGGAAACGAAGGCCGAAGGCUCAUGGAGUGGUUUUCAGAGAUACAACAGGGGCCAAGCACAAAGCAUAUCUUAAACAAGGAUCAAAAAAUGAGAUCAUUGUAUCAGCGGGAGCAUUGGGAAGCCCGCAGCUGUUGAUGUUGAGUGGAGUGGGGCCUGCACAACAUCUCAAGUCCCACGACAUCACGGUGGUGCUUGACCAGCCCCUGGUUGGCCAAGGCAUGUCCGAUAACCCCAUGAACGCCGUCUUCAUCCCAUCUCCUCUUCCAGUUGAGGUUUCGCUUAUCCAAGUUGUUGGUAUCACCCAUUUUGGAAGCUACAUUGAAGCCGCCAGUGGUGAAAACUUCGCAGGUGGUGCUUCUUCCUCUCCAGCUGUCGAAUACAUGAACAAUCUUGACGAGACAACUUUUAGAGGUGGGUUUAUCCUAGAAAAAGUUAUGGGUCCGAUUUCAACAGGCCAUUUGGAGCUUCGGACCCGAAAUCCAAACGAUAACCCAUCAGUUACCUUCAAUUAUUUCAAGGAUCCACAAGACCUCCAAAGAUGUGUCCAAGGAAUUCAAACCAUUGAGAAAAUCAUAGAAUCAAAGGCUUUCUUUAGAUUCAGAUAUGAGUUUUUGUCUUGGCCUAUUCUUCUCAAUAUGACUGCAAAUGCCCCAUUGAAUUUGUUGCCUAAACAUUACAAUCCUUCAAUGCCAUUGGAAGUGUUUUGCAAGGACACUGUGAUGACUAUAUGGCACUAUCAUGGAGGUUGCCAAGUUGGUAAAGUUGUUGAUCUUGACUAUAAGGUUCUAGGUGUGGAUGCUUUAAGGGUUAUCGAUGGAUCCACGUUCAACGACUCACCUGGGACUAAUCCUCAGGCCACUGUAAUGAUGCUUGGACGGUACAUGGGUGUGAAGAUAUUGAGUGAGAGAAUAGCCAAUUAAGAAUCCAAGUCAUUGAAGUUGAUUUAAUUUUCCUUGUUUUGGUUAAGAAAUGACUAGCAAAUUUGAAGUUUAAAUCAUAUGUGAAAAGCUGCAGUUAUGAAUGCUUGACAUUAGAAAUCAUAUAUUAUAUAUAUAUAUACUUGUUCUGCAA
Messenger RNA from Gossypium arboreum, 1978 nucleotides. RefSeq names its product protein HOTHEAD-like. NCBI's taxonomy places the organism in Eukaryota, Viridiplantae, Streptophyta, Magnoliopsida, Malvales, Malvaceae. Gene Ontology annotation, molecular function: flavin adenine dinucleotide binding; oxidoreductase activity, acting on CH-OH group of donors. The transcript is spliced from 6 exons. The coding region runs from base 169 to 1827 and encodes 552 amino acids. The record is from RefSeq and is a predicted model, not a curated record.